Nerophis lumbriciformis (worm pipefish) is the source of this 5040-nucleotide messenger RNA. NCBI's taxonomy places the organism in Eukaryota, Metazoa, Chordata, Actinopteri, Syngnathiformes, Syngnathidae. The record is from RefSeq and is a predicted model, not a curated record.
AUGGAUGCUAAUCAAGGCCCAGGUCAGGGAAGCCCUGAAAGUCCAAAUCGUGCGGUGGAGUACCUCCUGGAACUCAACAACAUCAUCGAAAGCCAGCAGAAGCUUCUGGAAACGCAGAGGCGGCGCAUUGAUGAGUUAGAAAUCCAGUUAGACCGCCUCAGUCAAGAGAAUAAGGACCUGCGCUUGGACCGCCAGCCAGUUGCCCCACCUCCACCAGCCCCUCCUCCAGAGCCUCGUCUUCCUCCUCCUCCACCACCACCGCCUCCCACUCACUUCUCUUCUGUUCCCAGCAAGAACCAUAACCUUCACCACAACAAGCCUCCUACCUCCAUCUCACUCAAUACCAGCCACAACCACCAGCACCAUCACUACAACAGCACCUCGGCGGUCCAUGCUCCUGCCAUGGCACCUGCCUCGCAGGUCCCCACGCCAGCGCCUCCCCCGCCACCACCUCCCAUUCCACCUCGUGAGCAGCCUCGAGGACACAGUCGUCUAAGCCGGGCUGCAUCUACCAGCACUGGAACCAACACUAACUUUGUGGAGAAGGAGAAGGAUCGCCUGGAGCGCCUGCACAAGACUAACGCCGCCAACAACCAUCACGCCCACACGAUGCACCACCACAAAGCUGUGGAAGGUGAACCACGGUGUCCCGAGGCGCUCCCUUUUCCAGAUUCACUCUACGGCCACCCUUACGCCUCUAGCACCAGCACGUCCAGUGGGCCUUUGAUAACACCCCCCACACAGGACAGCUCGCCCGUCUCUACUCCAAGCGCGGCAAGCUUGACGUGGGCUCAGCGGAGUCGCCAGCAGCCUGCCAGCCUGGCACUACGGAAGCAAGAGGAGGAGGAGAGCAAACGCUGCAAGGCCCUUUCUGACAGCUAUGAGCUCUCCACGGACCUCCAGGACAAGAAGGUGGAGAUGCUGGAGAGGAAAUACGGUGGCCAGUUCGUGUCCCGGCGGGCGGCCAGGACCAUUCAGACGGCCUUCCGGCAGUACCGCAUGAACAAGAACUUCCAGAGGCUCCGCAGUUCGGCGUCGGAGAGCCGAAUGACACGUCGCAUCAUAUUGUCCAACAUGCGGAUGCAGUACUCUUUUGAUGAGCGUCAGCCACAGGGUCAGGGGUAUUCAGGUCCGCAGGGGUCCGAAGACACAGGAGAUAUGGACGACUCAUUCUCCAAACAGGUCAAGUCGCUGGCAGACUCAAUGGACGACUCGCUCACCUGUCAAUCCGGCCGUGAAGACUCCCAGGAAGCGGGAGGAGAUGGAGAGGAAGAAGAGGGUGAUGAGGAGGAAGAGGAGGACGAAGAGGAGGAUGAAGAGGAAGACUACAGGGAGUGUUCCUGGGGUGGGACCUCCACCUCCUCCCACCGUGGGGUGGGUCAGGUGGGCCGAGUUGGGCGGGGAGCGUCCGGCGCAGCCAUGCAUGAGGACAGUACAGCAACUUCCUUCAGCGAUGUCACACUCUAUAUGGACGACGGCUGCCUCCCGUCCUCACCCAUUUCACGGCCGCCCUCAUCGCCGCUGUCUUGCCCAGCCUCCAGCUCCGACACUGAGUACUGGGGUGGCGCUAGUGGGAGGGAGGACAGUCGAGAGACAGAACGAGGCGGUAACACCAGCCGCAGGGGCAGCACACCCUGCACUGAGUGUCGAGUGGACUAUCGUGGGAGGUCUGCCGCAGGAUCACACCUGCCAGUCUUGACCAUUGAACCACCCAGUGAUAGCUCAGUCGACAUGAGUGACAGGUCCGAGCGAGGCUCAAUCGGGCGUCUGGUCUAUGAGCAGGAGCCGCCCGGAGCAGUAGAGCAAGGGGCAGGAGAAGAAAGUGGCGGUGGAGAUGGUGAGAGUGCAGAGGAAGAACAUGGAGGUGGUGGGGCAGGGAGUAGCGAGGCCGAAUCAUUGCAGGGAACCAUCAAACACAAACCGAAUGGCCGCUCGGUGGUGAUGGCGCAGGGUCAGACAAGAAGUUCAGCCCCCUCCGCUAUGCCCAUGCCCUCGGCUCGUACCCUGCCAUCUCACGCACUGCCUUACCCACUCCAGCACUCGCACCCGUCGCCCAUCCCCCACCUGCCCACCGUACUGCACCACCACCCGCAGUACAAUCAUAUGGCAUACACUCACCAUGGCGGGGCCGCCUACGUGCCUCACUUCACCCAGCACUUCUACCACCAACUGCACCACCACCAUCACCACCUCCCGCACGGCUAUCCGGAACCUCCUUCUUCACCACUGCCCUCACCUGUUCCACCACUCUCUCCGAUGCCUCCGCCACUCACACCCUCGCCGCUAUCAUCUUCCGUCGACACCCACCAACAUCUGCACCACCUACACCACCAGUCACACCUUCACCACCCACUGCACCAUCAUCUUCUGUGCUCCGACGGCGACAACGAGAGCGUGAACUCCACAACCACCAACAGCAACGACGACACAACAGUCAACAAUGGCAGCUCGGGCUCGUCAUCGCGCGACAGCCUGCGCGAGCCCACGGCAGCAACGCUAAGCAAGCAGACGUAUCAGCGCGAGAGCCGCCACAGCUGGGAUUCACCCGCUUUCAACAAUGAUGUCGUUCAGCGGCGCCACUACCGCAUCGGUCUCAACCUCUUCAACAAGAAGCCAGAAAAGGGAAUCCAGUACCUGAUCGAGAGGGGCUUCGUUUCAGACACGCCGGUGGGCAUUGCAAGGUUCAUCCUGGAAAGAAAAGGUCUCAGCCGGCAGAUGAUUGGCGAGUUUCUGGGCAGCCGGCAGCAGUUCAACAAGGACGUACUAGACUGCGUCUUGGACGAGAUGGACUUCUCAGGGAUGGACCUUGAUGACGCUCUGAGGAAGUUCCAAGCUCAGAUCAAAGUUCAGGGUGAAGCGCAGCGUGUGGAGCGAUUAGUGGAGGCUUUUAGUCAGCGCUAUUGUGUGUGCAACCCCGUGCUGAUACGGCAGUUCCAAAAUCCGGACACCAUUUUUAUCCUGGCCUUUGCCAUCAUUCUCCUUAACACGGACAUGUAUAGCCCCAACAUAAAGCCAGAGAGGAAGAUGAAACUGGACGACUUCAUCAAGAACCUGCGUGGUGUUGAUAACGGUCAAGACAUUCCCAGAGACCUUCUUGUGUCUAUCUAUGGAAGAAUCCAGAAGUGGGAGCUGCGGACCAACGAUGACCAUGUAUCUCAGGUGCAGGCAGUAGAGAGAAUGGUGGUCGGCAAGAAACCCGUUCUGUCUCUGCCUCACCGCCGGCUAGUGUGUUGCUGUCAAUUGUUCGAGGUUCCCGACCCGAACCGAGCUCAGAGAAGCGGUGUCCACCAAAGAGAGGUCUUCCUGUUCAAUGACCUGCUGAUGGUGACUAAGAUCUUCCAAAAGAAGAAGGCCUCUGUGACAUACAGUUUCCGACAAUCAUUCCCACUGGUGGACAUGCAAGUGCACACCUUCCAGAACACUUAUUACCCUCAUGGCAUCAGACUGACGUCGGCUAACCCCGGGGGUGAAAGGAAGGUCCUGAUCGUGUUUACAGCACCAAGCCAGCAAGACCGAGUUCGCUUCACCUCGGACUUGAAAGAGAGUGUGGCCGAGGUGCAGGACAUGGAAAAGUACCGUGUGGAGUCCGAACUUGAGAAGCAGAAAGGUGUGAUGCGUCCCACCGCAAUGACCCCGGGCGGACCAGGAGGUGGGGCUGGAAUGGCCGGACCAACAAAAAACGAAGCCGUCAACGGCACCUUAAGCCGGCCUAGCCUGGAUGACACGUACGCGUCAGUAGACGGACUCAAGCGCACAGCGCUGAGCUCUUCCCUGAGAGACCUGUCAGACACUGGAAAGCGAGGUCGUCGGAACAGCGUCGGCUCAUUGGACAGCACGAUGGAAGGGUCCAUCAUCAGCAGCCCGCGACCACACCAGCAAUACCACCCUGGAGGGCUUCUUGCCUACAGCCCCAUAAUGGCCCCCUCAUCUCCAACAGUUUACCGGCCACACCGCCCUACUCAGAGCCCCGGUACAGGGGUGGGUGGUGGGCCGGGGCUCUGUCACAACCAAGCUGGACCGAGCGUGUCCCCGCUUAUGAGCGGGGGCGUGGCUGGGGCCGCAGGAGGGAUAGCCAUGGGAAUUGGGCCAGGCGGCGGCAGCGGCCGGCUGGGGAGCUUUUUCGGCAGUCGCAGAGGGAAGGUUCCUGGUCCCCUGACGAUGACAUCGCCGACACCGCAGGGCCCCCCGAGUCCCCUGAUGAUAUCUUCUCCACCCCAUUACCCCGCCCCCGAGCCUCCCAUCGCGCACCCUUCAUCCCCUUCCCCAUGCUCCUCCCCAUCGACCAACCUCGGCCGGUCGGACCCGGGCGGCAUUGGAGGGGGAGAAGGCACGGUUGGGGUACCCUCCAAGCUACAGGCUUUGCACGCCCAAUAUUGUCACAGCAACAGUGCGGGAGGAGGGGUCAGCGGGACCCAGCAACAACAGACUCCCCCCCCACCUUACCACCAUCAUCACCGAUAUCACAUUCAAAGUGCCCCGCAGCACCAUCCUCUCUCGCACAGGGUGUCGGUUCCGCGGCGCCACGUCCCGUCUGGCUGCGUUCCGUCUCACAUCCAGCAGCAUCAGCGACUCCAGCAGGUCCCCACCCAGCACCAGCGCUACAACGCAGCCUCGGGUUUCAUCACACCCCCGCCACUGUCUCCUCACUCACCCCUAACGCCAACUACACCACACGGACUCUACCGGCCAGGCGGCGGAGGCAAAUUGCCACUCACCAUCUCACACUCGCAGCCAAAUCCACACGCUCACUCUCACAAUCACGCUGCACACUCCCCGCUGAGCCCCUCACCCGCCAGCUCACCCUCCACCCACUUCAUCUUCUCCACACCACCGCCCCAGACACCUUCGGCACGCCUGGUCUCGCAGACGCUGCCGCAACCCUAUGCCCCCCAGUACCCACCACUCUCCUCUAUCCCGCCACCCCCGCCACACUCCCCAUUGCCGCCCCCAUCUGCCGCGCCGCUCUCCCCGCACCCAGGUACGGGCGCCGGGCCAGGGCCCAAGUCGAAACCAGUCAGUCGGAUCAGCACCGUCGUGUGA